CACACUUCAGAGUGAGAGCAGCCUGUUUCACAUGGGUAGAGGGAGGAAGCACCAGUAUUGCUUUACUCUCAUUUUUUGAUGGGAAUUUCCAGACUAUCUCAGAUUCCUUCGUGCUGUCCGGCUGGCAUGUAGAAACUUAACAAAGUGGUGACAGAGAAGAGCAAUAUGAAAAAGCCACGGGCCAGAAAUCUCCUCUCAGCUUUCUGUCUCCUUGCUAGCCUUUUUACCAUAGCUUGUGUGAACAGCGACAUCAUUGGAAUUAUUGGAGAGGAAGUGAUGCUGCCCUGUCCUUGCGACUCAAAGAUGGACCCGGAUCAACUGUACCUCUACUGGCAAAUACACGAAACAGUGGUAGAUACCUUUAUUAAAGGAAACACAUCUAGGUCUCACCAGAAUAUAGCGUAUCACAACAGAACCAGGCUGUUCGUCAGAGAAAACAAAACCUGCUCUCUCCUUCUUUCCCAACUAUCUGUAAAGGAUGAAAACAGAUAUGAAUGUCACUAUGGCAGACAGGAGAUGCAUAUGCUUCGGGUCGAUGUUUCUUUGCUUGUAGCUGCUAACUACACGUCUCCAGUGCUGCAAGCCCCAGGUGAACAGACUAGGGGGCGCUACACCUGCACUGCCACUGGAGGAUUCCCAGCAGCCACCAUUCACUGGCUCCUGGAUAACCAGUCCACGCCCUGGAACCCGGAGACGCCACAGAUUGUGCUGAAUGAGUCUACUGGUCGCUACAGCGUCACCAGCACGCUAGCUGCCAAUAUCUCCCAGUACUCCACUCUCACCUGCAUUGUAGAAAACAAGAGGCUGCAGGUCAAUCUUUCUCAAGCAUUAAAUUCUCACAGUACUCAAGAUACCCCACAGAACCACACAGUCAUUCCUGUUGCGCACACAUCAUUACUGUUGCGGUAUUAUCUUACUGUGUUGUUACUGGUGUGGUCUGUCUUGGCAUAACAAUGAUGAGAAGAUAUCUGGGAACUUCACAAAAGAUCGAGCGUCACACUGAUACUGUGGUAUAAGGAAAGCAAUGAUGGAAACAGCAAUGUGUUGAAAAAAAAUGCUGUUUUGGAACUCAUCGUUUAGACUGUUCCUCAUGAGAGACAUCAGACAAUUGUGCAAUCCUGGAUACAGAAACCUUUGCCAACGAGUGCCUUUAUAACCCUUGUUUCCUAGUCUGUCAUAUCUGCAGUCCAUUGUCAAUGAAACGCAUCAGCAACAGGGCGAUGCAAUGCUAUACAGCCGGACCCACUUAACACACUUCAAAGGGACGGAGCAUACAUUGUGAGAAAAAGCAGAGUGACAUCGGCAGCAGAUCAUCAAUAACCUAUCAAACCAAACAACCACGUACACAUUUAAACCAGUUUGAGUUCUCUUCAAAGUCCUCGUACCGCCUGUAUAUAUUCUUUUUGGAGUAGAAGCCACCAGGGAGAGUUGUGAUAGGCACUCAAAACUGAAUUCCUGUUUUUAAUAAUCUUUAACAUCAUUGACGGCUGCGAAGAAAAUGUUAGUUUCUUUGAACGUUUAAAUAUUUUAGUUUCUGAGACUUAAUUUUAAUCUGCAAUGGUCAAAAUCCCCACUGAACCAACAAUCUCCCAUUGUAUUGUGGUAGGAACAUUUCAUUGUGAUGAUAAUAAGCUGGGAGUGAUAUUAACCGGAACGAUACUAAACAAGCUUGACUGUAUUAGAAAUGUCAUGAAUUCCACUUGAGGGAUUCACCAGUCCUGUGAAGAACACACCAAUUGUUUGUCUUUGUAUUUCUCAAGCACUGUAGAUGAGAUUCCUCUGCUGAGUACCUGUUUAUUUCAUCUCUGAUCUAAUGAAUGUGGGAAUCCUCAGUAUAUAUUUACCUUGCUGUGCUCGCUGUAGUUAAGAUCCGUCUCUUCCAUAAUGUAAUCACAGUUGAAUCCAGUGAAUGAACACCUGGUCCAGUGCCAAGAUACGUCAAUGUUAAACUGCUUUGCAGCUGCUGUAAAGGUUGCACAAAGUUUAAUGUAAACAGUGAAACUCCACUAUGUGUAUUGAGACUCAUGUUGCCAGGACAGUCAUCAAGAAACAACUAUACACAAACUGUUUAUGUUUCAUCAUUAGUCUACAAAUGGAGCGGAGUACACAUGUUGCUUCAGUAGCUAUAUUAACUAUUCAACUCAGUCUUACAUCCAGGGUUAGCACUGCAUAAGGGAUACCCAUACUUCUGUAGCAGUCUGCACUCGAAGAACAGAAAGGGCAUUACUGCCAUUUAUCGUUGUCAGUUCCUGUAGGUAUUAUUUAGGAAAUGCCAUUAUCGCGGUCCUGGAGUUGGCUUCCCAUUUUUACUGUCUAAUUGUUAGCUGCAGUAUACAUAUGCACUUAGAA
Molecule: messenger RNA, 2349 nt
Organism: Polyodon spathula (Mississippi paddlefish)
Lineage: Eukaryota; Metazoa; Chordata; Actinopteri; Acipenseriformes; Polyodontidae
Product: ICOS ligand-like
Exons: 6
Coding region: 166-951 (261 amino acids)
Source: RefSeq, a predicted model, not a curated record